UGUGUUACACUGUUUGAAAAUGCAGGCCGUGUCAUGCCUUGAAAAAAAUCAUUUUAUGCUAGAAUUUGGUAAAAAAUGUCGGACCCUAAACGUGCUAGUCUUAUAACAGUGGGUGCUUCAAAAAGUGAAAAGAAUAGUGUGUGUAAAACAGUGAGAUUAACUAUAAAUCUGGAUGAAAGCAACGAAAGUAAAUAUCCAGAGCUGAAUUACAAGGAACUAGUCAUAGCAGAAGACAGAAAGAAGAGGGUAGAAAAUGGGAAGACAAAUAAGCUGGAUCCAUUCUCCGACAAUGAUGAGGAGUUAGAACGGGUUGCCAAGAAAUUUGAACAAAAAUAUGGAGGCAAGAGCACAUACGGCAGAAAGGGGCGCUCCAAGCAUGAUGACUUCGCAGACAUUGGCAUGGGUUACGAUGAAAACGACCCAUUCAUUGACAACACAGACAAUUACGACGAGAUGAUGCCACCAGAGACUGACACGUUCUACGGUGGUUUCUACAUCAACAGCGGGUCUCUAGAGUUCAAGAGUGUGCCUGAGAAUCGGAUCGCGGAUGUUGAGAAUGGAAGAAGAAAUAAGAGGAGGAUUUCGUCAAGCAGCAGCGAAGAGGAGUCGUCAGACAGUUCAUCGGAGUCUGAGAGUGCUGAUGAAAAGGAAACUAAGACUAUACCCAAUGGAGCGGUGCACAAUGAACAUAGGAAAAAGAAAAACAAAGAUAUUGACAAGAAAAAGAAAGCGAAGAAGAUCAGAAGGACAGAUUCUUCCGCCGCGACAUCAGGGAAACAGACUUCUGAUGACAACGGUCACGGCGACGCGGAGAGUGCGGACUCGCGGACGUCACAUUCUGAUUCGCUGACGUCCAAACCUGCGCCCAGCUCCGAAAACGCUGUCACUUCUGACAGCUCCAGGGAUGUAGAAGCAAAGUCGGAAGUGAAGCUGCCUCAACCAGUAAUCCAGGUAUUGGAGCAGUUGGAGGCGGCGGUCAGCAAGCACCAAUCGGAACAUCCCGACACCCCUGUCGCUCAACUUACUACUAACCAUGAGAAGCAUCUAUUAAGCUUGGACGCCGCCAUAUCCAGCAGCGCGGCCACGGCGCGAGCUCGACGCGCGGCGUGGGGGCGCGCGGCAGUUUGUUUACGAUCGUCGCGCGCCAAGCUCAUACACCGUGUGCAAGCGCGGCUCAAAACACAAACCGAAAUUAACGAUACGAAAGUUCCUGCCUCUCCAAUUGCUCAAACAACAACAGCCACUGCCACACCGACUGCCACCAAUAACAACAAGCGGAAAUACUCUGAUGAAGCCGACGAAGAUAUUAGCAAGCUCACUGCCGAACAACGGGAAGCGAAAAUCGUUGAUACAUUACAAAGACUAAAAGCCUUGAUAGAAGACAGAACUCCCGCCAUGAUGGCCAGUUAUCAGGCCGAAUGUGAUCGGGUCAUGGAAGAGAGAAAAAAACUCCAAAUAGCAUCAGACGGCAGACCGAUCGAGAAGCGUCUCCCCAAACGACGUUUCCCCUGGUGUCAGCGCAGUCGCUCCCUACUCGCCCGACUUAAACGACUCGCGGGAGACCAAGAUGCGGCGGCCAACUUGCUGGUGCGACGAGCGUUGCCUCUGUUCCCUAGUGGCUUCGUCAGGAUGCCUACACUGUUGAGACAGGCAGAUCUUAGCAAAGAACUGAAAGUGUCAGACGUGAAGCGACAACGCUCAUCCUCAGUAUCCGCGCCCGCGCUCGCGUCUGCUCCCGCGCCCGCGCCCGCUCCGGCACCGGUGACGCCGCUGGCGAGCAUGCCGGAGCCCAUACAGUUCCCCAGCUCGCUCACCGUCACCACCAGCAUCAAGCCCAUCGACAAGACUGACGAGGACAAAUCCAAGUCUGUCUUCGGAAACCUCAUCAACUCCUUCUCCAUAAGCAAAGACUUGAUUGUCGAACCGGAGAAAAAAGACCCCGAACCUAAGAAGGAGGAUGUUGUCCCCAACAGCAUCGGCAGCAUAACUAUCACCCCGGUCGUUACUAAAGAGAAGAAAUCGGUCCCUUCCAAUCCACCUACGAAAGAACCGCUUCUGAGAGUCAAAUCCCCGGCGGUCCUGAACGAAAUGGCCAAAAAGGACAAACAUAAACUGAAAGACAAACCGAUAGUCAAAGACAAGCGGGUCGACUCCCCUCUGCAUAUAGAUACCACGUUCUCCAACAAAAAGGAAACCCCUAGUCCGACUACUAAAGAAGAUGUACCUAAAAAAGCGUUAACUAAGGAAGAAAUCGCUAAAAAGCAGAUAGAAAAUAUGAGAAUUUCAGAAAACAACAUCCCCCGGCCCGCCUUAGUCCCAGUUCACCAUUCCCCAACCUUCGCUAAGCCUGAUAAAAGACCACCGGAAGUCAAGAAGAAAAAAGAAAUAGUGAUUAUAUCGGAUUUAGAUCCAUUAGGAGACGUUCAGCAAGAGCCAGUGGUAGCUGUAGACGAUAGCAGCAGUGACGUUGAAGUGAUUGAGGAAAACAAAAGUGAACCUAGUAAGUGUGAAGUGCCUAAAGACAAAGUGAGUGAUAAGAAGGUUAGCAAGAAGGAGAACCAUCGGAAGGAGGAUGCGCUGGAGGAUGACAUUCACACGGUUAUGAGGAAUUUGAGAGAAAUGGAGCAUUCACAAGAAACCCCUAAAUUCAAUAAUUCUUUCGGAGGAGUUAUAACCAGUGCCAAGCACGAGAAGUCUUCCAAACCCUACAGCCCGCGGGUUUUCGGGGACCGUAGUGACAAAGACAAGCUCGCAGAACCAACUUCUUUGAACAAAAUGGAUGGAUGUAGUGCCGUCACAGGUUGAUGCAGUACUACCGCAACCUCAAAUGAAGACGUAAGGAGGUAACGCUGGCGGUACUAAUACAAUAUAAACUAUUUAUUCCAUUCAAGGUAGGCCCGGACAUUUUGAAGCUUUUGUUUUGUAACUAAGCUCAUAUCAAUGAGGAUAUCAAGUUCUAACGUUUGAUAAAAAAGUGUAACUAAAGUUUUUAACAUUUUACGCGUCUUUAGUAUUUUACUCUGUCAAAAAAUAGUCUUGUUUUAAGGUUAUUUAUUCCACUGUUACAUGUUUAAGGAAACCAGAAAAAACGUAAUAGAUUCAAUUUGAAUGAUUACGAGCUAAAGUAAGCCUUAAACUGACUUUAAAUACCUACAUGUUUAACUCACAGGGCUGUUUUAGCCGUUCGAACGUUUUUAUAAAUCUGUCUUAAAUACAGAGUACAGAUGUGCGAAAAAAUUGCAUACGAACUUGUCAUGCUAUUUCAGUCAGUCUCAGUACAAGAUGUACUGACAUUGACUGAACUAGCAUGACAAAAACGGAUGUUUUGGAAAAAAAUACGAAGGACACCCUUUUUGCACUACAUCUGUACGCUGAUUCGAUUCCAGUCCAGCCUUGAACAUUGCUGGUCUUUUUUUCGUAUGGCUAAGUUCAGGACUGGUUUUGCCUUGUCUUUUAACUUCAAAGGCUUUUUUCUAUUUUCAAUCUUAUUUCAACUAUCUCCACUUAAAAAAACACGUCAGUUCGUCGCUCCGUUUUGUCGUGAAAGACGGACAAACAAACACACGGGCCAUUUUUUU
Molecule: messenger RNA, 3578 nt
Organism: Leguminivora glycinivorella
Lineage: Eukaryota; Metazoa; Arthropoda; Insecta; Lepidoptera; Tortricidae
Gene: yem
Product: yemanuclein
Exons: 17
Coding region: 76-2805 (909 amino acids)
Cellular component (GO): nucleus
Source: RefSeq, a predicted model, not a curated record